AUGGCAUCUUUGGGGCUUCAAAUUUUGGGCAUCUCGCUUGCAUUGAUCGGAUGGUUGGGGGAUAUAAUUACGUGCAUCCUUCCUAUGUGGAGAGUGACAGCUUUUAUUGGCAAUAACAUUGUAACAGCUCAAAUCAUAUGGGAGGGUCUGUGGAUGGCUUGUGUGGUACAGAGCACAGGACAGAUGCAGUGUAAAACAUACGACUCCAUGCUGGCUUUGCCCCAGGACCUGCAGGCUGCACGCGCUUUAGUGGUCAUCUCAAUCUUGGUGUCUCUAUUUGGCAUCAUCUUGGCGGUUGUUGGAGGAAAAUGUACCACUUGUAUUGAGAACGAGAGCGCAAAAGCCAAAGUGGCUAUAUCUGCAGGAGUUUUCUUUAUUCUAGGUGGACUGCUCUGUCUCACUACCGUUUGCUGGUCCGCGCAUACAGUUAUCAGAGACUUUUACAAUCCUCUGUUGUCCGACGCCCAGCGAAGAGAGCUCGGUGCGUCUUUGUACAUUGGCUGGGGUGCAGCGGGUCUGAUUCUCAUCGGGGGAAUAAUUCUCUGCUGCCAGUGCCCACCGAAAGAAGACCGCCCGUAUGUCGCCAACUAUCCAGCUCCAAAGUCGACUGCCUCAGCAAAAGAAUUUGUCUGA
Molecule: messenger RNA, 633 nt
Organism: Chanos chanos (milkfish)
Lineage: Eukaryota; Metazoa; Chordata; Actinopteri; Gonorynchiformes; Chanidae
Gene: cldn29
Product: claudin 29
Exons: 1
Coding region: 1-633 (210 amino acids)
Cellular component (GO): membrane; bicellular tight junction
Molecular function (GO): structural molecule activity
Source: RefSeq, a predicted model, not a curated record